Rotaria socialis is the source of this 2175-nucleotide messenger RNA. NCBI's taxonomy places the organism in Eukaryota, Metazoa, Rotifera, Eurotatoria, Philodinida, Philodinidae. The record is from the annotation of a GenBank genome assembly.
AUGCCUCGAUCGCCAAAACAAGAGUCAAGUAAACGAAAGAAGAAAUAUGAACAUUCGCCAUCCGAUGAUGAAAGAAAAUCAUCACGUAACUCUAAAAAUAUGAAAUCUUCGGAAGCAUCGCAUUCCGAUGGUGAUGAUGAUAAUGGUCAUCGUCGAGGGCCAACACGAAAUGGACGUGCUGAAGUGAAAUCAAAUUAUAAAGAACCACCAGAAGCUCGUACACCAGAGCGUCAUUGGCGUUUAUCGGUAUCGAAAGAUGGUGAAGAUCUACCAACAUACCGGAUAUAUCGUCAAUCAAAAUAUAUAUUUGGUCGUGACAAAGAUCAAUCUGAUAUUCAUUUACAUCAUCCAUCAUGCUCAAAUGUGCAUGCUGUUAUACAAUAUCGUCUUCGAAAUGAUCCUCAUGGACGUCAUAUUUAUCCUUAUCUAAUUGAUUUAGGAUCGUCACAUGGAACAUAUUUGAAUCGACGUCGUAUCGAUCCAGAUCGAUAUUAUAAAUUAGAAGAAAAUGAUGUUUUACAAUUUGGUGAAAGUUCAAAAGAAUUUCUUCUUCUCGAUUCUGAUUCAUCGCAUAAGCAUAAUAAUGAUUCGAAACGAUCACAUAAACAUCAUGAAAAUAAAUCAAAAUCAAGUGAUGAAGAUGAAAAUGAUAUUGAAAUUCCGGAUGAAGAAACUGAAGAAGAAAUAAUUCGUCGUCAACGACUUCGACGUGAACAGUUAAAACAAAAAUUAAUUAAGAAAAAUACCACUGAUGAUUCUUCAAUGGAUAGUGAUGCGAUGCAAAUUCAACAACAAGAAUCAACACCGACACCACCACCAAGAGGACCUGUAGUAAAUGUUGUUGACGAUGAUGAUGAAGAAGCAGCAUUUCUUAAUCAUUGCAUUGAAAGAGAAAGUAUUGAUUUUGACAAAAUAGCAGAAGAUAAACGAAAUGCAACAAUAGACGAUGAACCAUUAGCAGGUAAAGAUGCAAAUUCGCCAUCGAUUACAAAUCAAUUACGAAAUGAAGAAUUAGAAAGAAGGAACGCUGUUACAUCUAAUUAUGAUAUGUUUGCUACGGAUGAUGAUUACCUCGAUACAAAUAGUCCCGGUGCGUGGCGUCGUAAAGGCAAUUCGAAAGAAAUUGAAAAUCCACAUUUAACGGAUAAUUGGGAUGAUUCCGAAGGAUAUUAUCGUGUACAUAUUGGAGAAGUAUUAAAUGAUCGUUACGAAAUUUUUGGAUUUACAGGCCAAGGUGUUUUUUCGAAUGUUGUUCGAGCUCGCGAAGGAGCAAAUGGAAAAGGUACAGACGUUGCCAUUAAAAUUAUUCGUAAUAAUGAACUUAUGAAUAAAACUGGUUGGAGAGAAUUGGAAUAUUUACGUAAAUUAAAUGACAGUGAUCCUGAUGAUCGUUAUCAUUGUUUACGAUUAUUAAAUAAUUUUACACAUCGAAAUCAUUUAUGUCUUGUAUUUGAACCACUAAGUAUGAAUUUACGUGAAGUACUUAAAAAAUAUGGUAAAGAUGUUGGCUUAAGUAUAAAAGCUGUCCGUUCAUAUACACAACAAUUAAUGUUAGCACUUAAACAUUUAAAAAAAUGUAACAUUUUACAUGCCGAUAUUAAACCUGAUAAUAUCUUAGUUAAUGAAUCGAAAUUAUUUUUAAAAUUAUGUGAUUUCGGUUCAGCAUCAUUAGCAUCCGAUUGUGAAAUAACACCUUAUUUAGUCAGUCGAUUCUAUCGUGCACCAGAAAUAAUUCUUGGUAUGCAAUAUGAUUUUGCCAUUGAUCUAUGGUCAGUUGCAGUAACUAUCUAUGAAUUAUAUACGGGUCGUGUUAUGUUUCCGGGUAAAUCCAAUAACGAAAUGUUAAAAUUAAUGAUGGAUCUUAAAGGUAAAAUGCCCAAUCGAAUUAUACGAAAAGGAAUUCUGAAAGAUAAACAUUUUGAUCGUGAUUGCAAUUUCCUCUAUCAUGAAGUUGAUAAAGUAACAGAACGGGAUAAAAUAACAACAGUAUCAAAUAUAAGUCCAUGUCGUGAUUUAUUAUCUCUGUUAAUUGGUCACCAACGUUUACCUGAAGAUCAGAUGAAAAAAGUUUUACAACUUCGCGAUUUAUUAGAGAAAGUACUUAUAUUUGAUCCACAAAAGCGUUUAAAUAUAAAACAAUCAUUCGAACAUCCAUUUAUUCAAGAACGACAGUGA